Messenger RNA from Nerophis lumbriciformis (worm pipefish), 1431 nucleotides. RefSeq lists its product as uncharacterized. Gene Ontology annotation, molecular function: DNA binding; POU domain binding. NCBI's taxonomy places the organism in Eukaryota, Metazoa, Chordata, Actinopteri, Syngnathiformes, Syngnathidae. The record is from RefSeq and is a predicted model, not a curated record.
UUGGCUGUAAAGUGCAGAUAUUUGAUGAAAAGAGCCCAAAACGUGCUUGCUUCUGAAUAUUCAAAUCGAAAGUAACGCGCAAUCGAUUCAUUGUCAAAUCAUUGAGUUCUUGGCCUUUUAAAAAGUCGGCAGGCAGCAAGAAAAGCUCAAAGUUGCAUCUUCUCAGCUUUUCUACAAUAUUCUUGCAUGCUCUCCACUCCCACGCGAGCACACUGCGCGCUUUUUCACGCACUUUUGCAGACUUUUGCUGUUUGCGCACAAGAGGACGUUGAGGAGGUCUUCAUCAACUCUUCAUCAUCGUCAUCCUCGGCGCCCUCAUGGCUGACAAAGUGCGCGUGUACCAGGGCGUGCGCGUGAAGACGACGGUGAAACAGCUGCUGCAGAGACACAGAGCUAGACUGGCCACCCGGAAAAGAGUCAGAAAGAUGUCAGAAACAUGUUUGGAUCUUCACACUCUCUGUGCCUCCACUCUUCCCAAUGUUGCUAUGGAAGCCCCCCCCAUGAAGCUCCCCGCCCCUUGUGGCCCUGCAGCCCACCUGCGGAGUCCCGCCUCCUUCUGCUUGGACAAUCCAAGCAUCAGCCAGCAGCCUUUUGCAGACGUGGUGAUGUUCAACAACAACAACAACAACAACAACAACAAUAACUACUACUACAACAACUACUACUACAACUACUACAACAACAACGACACCUGCCUGCCUGCUUUCCCGCCAUGGAGCCUCGCCGCCGACCAUGACGACUUAGUCCAUGAGAUGGCUUCAUGUUCCUCACCAGAGUCACUGAAGCUCUGCAGCCCAGCAGAUUCUUUGUCGUCCUCUUCCCCUUCUUCCUGCUACGACUCUCCUCCAAGGAUGGACAACAACUACAGCGGCUUUAUGUCAGAGCAGCCUGACCUUCACCACACUUCCUGCCUUCCUUCUGACACUUCCUGCCUUCCUUGUGACACUUCCUGUCUUCCCCACAACACUUCCUGUCUUCCUCACAACACUUCCUGUCUUCCUCACAACACUUCCUGCCUUCCUCACGCCACUUCCUGCCUUCCUCACACCACUUCCUGCCUUCCUCACAACACUUCCUGCCUUCCUCACUACUCGUCUUACUACCCCAACACUGAGUCUUCCUACUGCGUGCAGCGAGAAGAGAAUUGUUACAAGAUCAACACUGACAUGUCUUACAAUGUCCUAUGAAUGAAUGCAUGAAGUUGUUGGUGUUCUAUGAACACAUGACUUUUUUACUGUCCUAACCGUAAUGAACCCAGACAUGAAUGAAUGACUUUUUAAUGUGCUAUACAUUAAGUAUUUUUUUCUGUCCUUUGAAUCAUUGACUGACUUUUAAUGUUCAAUGAAUGGUUGAAUAGAUGAACGAAUGACUUUUUUAGCUCAGAUGUAUUUUCGUACACGCAGCAUGUUGUCCAUUCUCAAUAAAAAAAUA